GAUUUGUGAUUUGAUUAUGUUCUCCGAGUCAUUUCGUGUAAAGUAUUUUUUGUUUGCUAUGUUUGGGAAAUGAAGUUUGUGAUUGUUGAUUUUAGAUUGUGAUAUGGACAUUAUGUCACCGAAAAAAUUUUAAGUAUCAUUAUUAAUAGCCAAUAUGUGUACUUUUAAUUUUUCUGGCUAUUUAGAAUUUGAAGCAGUGAAAUGAAUGCUGUAGAUUUUGAGUUUAAACCUCCUCCCGAGGCCCCUGUUUUUGAACCAACAGCUGAAGAGUUUAAAGAUCCUCUAGCCUACAUUGCAAAAAUCAGACCUAUUGCUGAACAGACUGGUAUAUGCAAAAUAAAACCUCCCCCGGAAUGGCAGCCACCAUUUGCUGUAGACGUGGACAAUUUCCGGUUUACUCCUCGUAUGCAGAGAUUAAAUGAGCUUGAAGCUACAACAAGAGUAAAGUUAAACUUCUUAGAUCAAAUAGCUAAGUUUUGGGAGUUGCAAGGUUCUUCGUUGAAAAUUCCCAAUGUUGAAAGAAAGGCACUUGAUCUUUUCACACUGUAUAGGGUUGUCUUAGAGGAAGGUGGUUCUGAUAUUGUUUCAAGAGAAAGAAGAUGGUCUCGAAUAGCAACACGAAUGGGUUACCCACCCGGCAGGGGUGUGGGCUCCCUAUUACGUCAACACUAUGAACGUAUCUUAUAUCCUUAUCAUGUAUUUCAAGAAGGAGCCACACUUGGGGAUUUGAAUCAGAAUCUAAAUGAGGAUUCAGACUGCUCGGACCAAGAUAAAGAUUACAUUCCUCAUGGUAUACCCUCUCGGCAAGCGAUAAAACCACCCGAGGAUCGCUAUGCUCGCCGCUCAAAAAGGCGGAAGGAGGAAGAGAAUCUUGAUGGGAUUGAUUACUCAACAAAUAGUGAGCUAAAGAAAUUGCAGUUUUAUGGAGCUGGUCCCAAAAUGCCGGGUUUUCACGCUCAAGGUGGUAAUUCUGAAAAUGAAGAAGAAUCUAAAGCAUUUUUGAAAGAAAACCAUAUAGAAUGCUUUAAAGAUAUUAAAAUGGGUCUUGGUGCUAAAGAUUUAAAGAUGGGAUUUGGUAACAAAUUAUCAGGAAAUUUUCUGAAAGAAACAAGAACCAUGGGAGCUGUGGAGGCUGCUAAACUGGGAAGCAUUUUAAAAAGAAAAGAUAGACCAAAAGGAAAAACUCCUAUUGAUCAAAUUGUGUGCAAUAUGUGUGGCAGAGGUGAUGAAGAAGCCAGUAUACUGCUUUGUGAUGGUUGUGAUGACAGUUAUCAUACAUUUUGUUUAAUACCACCUCUUGCCGAAAUACCAAAAGGUGACUGGAGAUGUCCUUGCUGUGUUGCCAAGGAAGUGAAUAAACCUCAAGAAGCAUUUGGCUUUGAGCAAGCUCAGCGAGAAUAUACACUACAGGAAUUUGGGAUGAAAGCUGACGAAUUUAAAACUACUUAUUUCAACAUGCCAGUUCAUAGGGUACCAUUUUCUCUUGUGGAAAAAGAAUUCUGGAGGAUUGUCAAUGCAGUAGAUGAGGAUGUGACAGUUGAAUAUGGUGCUGAUCUUCAUACUAUUGAUCAUGGUUCUGGCUUUCCUAACAGAAAAACCAAAAGCUUAUUACCGGGAGAUGAUGAAUAUGUGACAUCUGGUUGGAAUCUGAAUAAUCUCCCCGUUUUGGAGGGAUCAGUUUUGAAGCACAUAAAUGCAGAUAUAUCUGGAAUGAAAAUACCUUGGACAUAUGUUGGAAUGUGCUUUGCCACCUUCUGUUGGCAUAAUGAAGAUCAUUGGAGCUAUUCUAUAAACUAUCUUCACUGGGGAGAACCGAAAACUUGGUAUGGUGUUCCGGGCGGGAAAGCUGAAUCCUUUGAAGAAGCAAUGAGAUCUGUUGCUCCUGAAUUAUUUAAUGCACAACCAGAUUUAUUACAUCAACUGGUGACAAUUAUGAAUCCCAAUCUCUUGAUUUCCCAAGGAGUGCCUAUUUGUCGGACUAAUCAACUGGCAGGGGAAUUUGUUGUUACAUUCCCAAGAUCUUACCAUGCAGGGUUUAAUCAAGGUUACAACUUUGCUGAAGCAGUGAAUUUUGCACCAGCAGAUUGGCUUCCUAUUGGACGAGUGUGUGUAUCUCAUUAUGGAAUGCUACAUCGCUUUUGUGUGUUCUCACACGAUGAACUUGUGUGCAAGAUGGCACAAGAUCCAGAUAAACUAGAUAUUAGUAUAGCUGCUUCUACUUAUCAAGAUAUGCUGAAAAUGGUUAUGUCUGAGAAAGAGUUGAGGAAGACACUUUUUGAUUGGGGUGUAACACAAGCUAAUAAAGAAGUGUUUGAAUUGUUGCCAGAUGAUGAGCGGCAGUGUGAUUACUGCAAAACCACUUGUUUCCUAUCUGCUGUUACUUGUUCUUGCAAUAACAGUAAGAACAAGUUGGUCUGUAUUCCUCAUAGAGACAAGUUAUGUUUUUGCCCUCCAGAAAAACAUAGUUUAAUGUACCGGUACACAUUGGAUGAACUUCCUGGUAUGCUACAACGCUUGAAAACUAGAGCUGAAUCAUUUGAUUGUUGGUCCAUCAAAGUAAAAACUGCCUUGAAUGCCACUGAAAGCUCAAAAUUGGGUAUAUCAGACUUCAAAGAGUUGCUUCAGGAAGCAGACGAGAAGAGAUUUCCUCAGUCUGAGCUCUUACAAAAUCUUUCAGCUGCGGUUGAGGAGGGUGAGAAAUGUGCAGCUCUCGCUCAACAACUUUUGAGUCGAAAAGUGCGAACGAGAAUGAGGCAAGUUGGAGAAACAAAAUCUAACUCUCGUCUUACAUUAGAAGAUUUACAGUUAUUCCAUCAUCAACUUUCAACUUUAGCAUGUGAAAUAAAAGAAGCAUAUCUGGUCAAGGAUCUGCUGGACAGAGCCGUGGCAUUUGAAGCUGAAGCAAAAGAAAUUCUCAAUGAUGAUAAGACAGAUUCUAAAAAAGUAGAAAAGUUUUUGGAAGCUGGACUUAAUUUGGAUAUUGAUAUUCCCGAGAUCCCGCAACUAAAACAAAGGCUUUACCAGAAGAGGUGGUUAGAAGAAGUAAAUGGUUCCCUGAUACACCCAGAGAUGGUUACUCUAGAUAUGUUGCGUAAACUCCUUGAUAAGGGAAUCAACAUACCUCCUGACCAUACCGUAGAAAAAGUAAUGGCUGAACUUCAAGAACUCCUGACUUUUGGAGAAAAGUGGGAAGAAAAAGCCAAAAUGUGCCUGCAAGCUAAGCCUAAACACUCCUUACAAGUUCUGGAACAAGUUGUUAAGGAAGCAGGAAAUAUAUCAGUUCAUCUUCCUAAUGUCAUGCAAUUGGCUGAUGCUGUCAGAAAAGCAAAGGACUGGAUUGCAAGGGUACAAGCCUUACAGAGCGGAGAGCAUUAUCCUUAUAUUGAAGUCUUAGAGUAUUUAGUUUCGAAAGGUAGACCUAUACCAGUGAGACUUGAACAGCUGAAUCAAAUGGAGAACCAUGUGGAAGCUGCUAAAGCAUGGAGGGAGAAAACGGCUAAAACAUUCAUGAAGAAAAACUCACAGUAUUCUCUCGUGGAGGUGCUUUCUCCAAGAAAAGAUAUUGGUGCCCCUCUCACAUCAAAACGUAAAAAAAAAGAGCUGAUAGAAAAUGAAGAUAGUAUAUGUGAAGAUUCUGUGAGUUUGGAUAUAAGAUUAGAAGAAUCCAGAGAGACAUCAGCAUUUGUUGCUAAUUUCAAAGAAGCUGAAAGAAAGGAAUAAGAAUCAAUAUUGAUGUUGCGU
Parasteatoda tepidariorum (common house spider) is the source of this 3741-nucleotide messenger RNA. Lineage: Eukaryota; Metazoa; Arthropoda; Arachnida; Araneae; Theridiidae. The record is from RefSeq and is a predicted model, not a curated record.